Chara braunii is the source of this 1970-nucleotide messenger RNA. Lineage: Eukaryota; Viridiplantae; Streptophyta; Charophyceae; Charales; Characeae. The record is from the annotation of a GenBank genome assembly.
GGGGGGAGAGAUGAUUGGGUGGGGAAGCUACAACAACAAGCAGAAGAAUGGAUUACCACACUGGAGGAGGGAUGCAAGCAGAUGCAGACGAUAGUGGGGCUGCUUAUGCAUCGGCAACACGAAGGGGGGAAGAUCGAUGGGGGAGCGAUUUCGAUGGAACAGUGGUUGGAAGAUAGGAUUCAGGAGUUGUUAGAUAUCUUGUGGGAGCUGGAGGAUGGGCCGGAUCCCCGGCUCCGUGGCUACAUCGACUGGAGGCGGGCGGAUGACAGGUUGGCUGCUUGCAGAACCCUCUUCACAUUGGGGCGAGAUUUGUGCAAUCAGUUGGAGUAUCGACAUGGACUGCUGGCAGAUGAAGAUGAUUGCAGCAAAAACAUCAGUUACAGCGACAUCAACGAUAGGGACGGGGUCAACAAUAACAAUGAUGGGGGGGGCGACGUCCACGGUUGCAGCACGAUGGGAGAGAUACAGCAGGUGGACGCGGAAGAUAAUGGAGACGUCAACAACAACAACAACAACAACAAUAUCAACUACAGCAACAACAACAAAAACGAUGGUGCGCAGGGAUUGGGAUUGGGCGAAAUGGGCAAAGGGGAUGUGAAGGUUGACACUAACAUCAACAACGAUGGCGAGAACAACAACGACGACCACGCCGACAACAACAACAACAACAUGAUGGCGGAAUUGAGAGAAGAAAGGGUGACGAAUCAUAGAGAUGCCAUGAUUGAUAGUGACGAGUAUAAGGGGGGAGAUGGUGAGUGGUGGGUUGACCUGAUGUCGCUUUCUUAUCAGGUCAUGGCAAAGAGGGCUGCUGUCGGAGAUGAGCGGAAACAUGCCUUCGAUGAGGCAGGAGAGGGGGAAGUGGAGUUGGGGCUACUGGCAACGACGGCAGCAGAGGCGGUGACGCUUCUGUCUCCGCUGUGCGUUGCAAAUGAAAAUACUUUUGGAACGAUGCUGAAAGUACACCCUAUGGAAAAGGAAGGUGAAGACCCUGAGUUGGGCUCGGUGAGAUUUGAUAUAGAUGUGAGCGUGAAGGCUCAAGUCAAACCACGGUUGGUGGUAGGCGUUCUUAGACAGGGAGAUUACUAUUUUGAGGUAGUCACAGCGCAAACCGCGUGGUGUAAUCACUGUAGGGAAUUCUAUCAUGAUGCAAAGGAGGAGUGUCCAGGUAACGCUGAAGCAGAUCCGUUCGCGGACAACUUCAAUAGACCUGAACCCCCGAUUCCACCCUUCUCAGGUUUUGUGCCGGUAGGGGAGGAUGCCCCUACGACAGGAUUUCGUAGAUUUCCGGGGGGAUACCAGUCGUAUCCGGAACAACAAGCCUCAGGCUCAAAGAGUGGGCAGAGAGACGAGGGUCGGAGGAGGGGCGAAGGACUAUCGAAGGGGCAUGAAGUCAAAUUGCAGCAGGGGAAGAAGCAGAACAAGAAGGCGAAGGGUAAGCAAGUGGAACCUAGUGGACAGUUUUCGAGUGCAAAGGGGGGUCACUCGAGCCAAGGCUCUGAGUCGGAGGGAGAGGGGAGCAGUCGACUGUCCAAACUAGAGAGGGGGGCGUACAAAGCAUUAUCAAAAGUUUUCAGACCUGUGAGUGACACAAGGGACAAAAUGAAGGACAUCUCAUUUUAGGGAUAUGCAAGAGAGGUUAAGAGACCUGAAGGAUCUGAAGAAAAAGAGGAAGAAGAGGAAGAAGAAGAAGAAGAAGAAGAAGAUGAUGGAAAGGAAGACGAAGGAUCCCUGAUGGAAGAGGAAGGUAGUGGGACAGGGGGCGGUGGGACAGGGGGUCCGGGGAGAGCGGAAGGUCUGGUGGGAGGAGAACCAAUUGAAACCCUGGGACGAAGGGAUGAUAACGUUACUAGAGUCUUAGUCCCGCUCAUCUUUGCUCGCGCUAGUGCAGGCAUGAUGGUUCUGGCUACUCAGUUAGCAGACGGCUCAAUGGAGCUGCCAACGGUGGAAUUCAAUGAAUUAUUGACAGAAUC